This is a messenger RNA of Nipponia nippon (crested ibis), 1289 nucleotides long. NCBI's taxonomy places the organism in Eukaryota, Metazoa, Chordata, Aves, Pelecaniformes, Threskiornithidae. The record is from RefSeq and is a predicted model, not a curated record.
AGGACCUCUUUUUAGCUCUCCGAAGAGUUUGAGGGGAGGAAGGAGCGGUGCAUUUUCCAAAGAUGCUGCUCUUAAUUAACAGGGAAGAGACCGACACUGAGCAAGUGCAGCCUGAUGACUAUGCAGGAGAUUCUUUGACGGAUUAUGAUCUCAGUAAACUCCAACUCGAGAAGAAGAAUGACAGCUAAGAGACUUAAACCAGACUUUUCACCAUCCUGGAAAGGAACUGGCUGCCAGUAUUUGGAGUUUUUUUAAUACUCUACCUCCCUCUGCUGUUAUCAGCGAGAAGUUCCUCGACAAUGGGAAAUCAUGUACUCGCGGCUUCGAUUUCCAUGCUCUCACUCCUGGCGAUGAUGGGAGAUGCGGACAGUAAAACAGACAGUUCCUUCAUGAUCGACUCUGACCCCAGCCGCUGUAUGAGGCAUCACUACGUCGACUCCAUCAGCCACCCCCUGUACAAGUGUAGCUCGAAGAUGGUACUGCUGGCUCGCUGCGAAGGGCGCUGCAGCCAGACGUCACGCUCGGAGCCGAUGGUUUCUUUCAGCACUGUCCUGAAGCAGCCUUUCCGCUCCACCUGCCAUUGCUGCCGGCCCCAGACCUCCAAACUGAAGGCCAUGCGGCUGCGAUGCUCGGGGGGCAUGCGGCUCACUGCCACCUACCGCUACAUCCUCUCCUGCCACUGUGAGGAAUGCAACUCUUAGGGACGUACCUGCCACAGCAGAGUGGGGGACUGGGAUGCUGCUGUUGGGGAAGGCUCCCAAGAGGUAACCCGAGGUGAGGCCGACGCUCCCAGCAUACAAUUGCAGCGAGGAUGGGACUAACCAGGCUGGAUUGGAUCUGAGAGCUAAAGCAUAAAAUAUCCUGGGGCCUUGGAUGAUGCCGGUACCGAAGCGUGGGCUGUGACAAAGGUGAAAGCACAAGGACUUGUUUUUAAGAAACCUUUCUUUUUUUUGGAAAGGAUAUUUUUGUGAGUUCCUUCUUUUUCAGGCUCAGCUCUGACUACAGAGAGGUGCUUUUACUUUAGGCCAGGGGCAGCAGGGGAAAAGAGAGGAAGGUCAGCUGGAUGACGGCACUGCACUCUGGAAGUUGGCAUUUGGACAGAGGAUGGACAUCAGUUCCCACAUACAACCUCUUAACCUAUCAAUUUAUUCUCAGUCUCCUAAUUAUACUGGCCUUCAAAACAAACUGUGUUGUUGGCAAGGGUUAUCUGUUACUGAUCUAGCAGCCAAGUGCUGGAUAACAUUAACUGUGGUUUAGCAGAAAUUACAAAUAAAUCAUUGAAAAGUGAA